AUGGGCCCCUGUACCGCCUCCUCAUGCUGCUGCCAGGCCCGUAAUCUGCCAUGGGCCCCCGUACCGACUCCUCAUGCUGCUGCCAGGCCCGUAAUCUGUCAUGGGCCCCUGUACCGCCUCCUCAUGCUGCUGCCAGGUCCAGAGUGUGUCAUGGGUCCCUGUACGGCCUCCCAUUGCUGCUGUCUCCAUCGCCACACUCUGCCAUGUGCCACUUUCAGGUCUCCUCACACUGCUGGUGGUUUCCAUUUUUGUCAUAGGGUGCUGUAUGGCCUCCCAUUGCUGCUGCCUCCACUGCCACACUGUGGCUCCACACUCUGGUUUUGGCCCCGUGACUGCCCAAAUGAGUGAAGUGUGCGGUGAUUCUAAGAUCGACGGCACUCAUCUGCAUGUCAUACUGACUGACAGUAUUAUUUCUCUUCCCCAGCAGACUCCAAGGGCAUUUAAAAUUAAAGGUACAGUGUUCUGCACUAUUAUA
Messenger RNA from Staurois parvus, 475 nucleotides. NCBI's taxonomy places the organism in Eukaryota, Metazoa, Chordata, Amphibia, Anura, Ranidae. The record is from the annotation of a GenBank genome assembly.